This is a messenger RNA of Serpula lacrymans var. lacrymans S7.9, 476 nucleotides long. RefSeq lists its product as uncharacterized. NCBI's taxonomy places the organism in Eukaryota, Fungi, Basidiomycota, Agaricomycetes, Boletales, Serpulaceae. The annotation marks the transcript as partial. The record is from RefSeq and is a predicted model, not a curated record. The transcript has a single exon.
GGAAGUAAAAAGUCACUAACGUUCGAGCUCGACGGGUGCAACAGCGAGGACGACUCAAAAUGAUACCAAGGACAUCAGCACGCAGGUUGGAGACGACUUUGGUGUCGUACUCUAGACAACGGCUUCCCCGUCCUGCUCGUUUCUAUUCGACUCCAACCAAAAAAGCAAAUGCCCCUGCUGUCGCACAAGCUCAACUUCCUCGCCCGGACUACCCCGCUUUCAUGGCUUCUUCUGCACCAGAAGUGCCGCAGGAGGAGUCAUUGCCGUUUGGGAACGACAUGCAAGGCUUUUUGAAGCGUCGUACACCUUACACUAUGCUACCCAUGCCGUUGCCGGACGACAAAUCUUCAGCCUUGAAUGACUUUUAUUUUACGGAUUCACCAACACGCGACCAAUUAGCUGUGAUGGACGCUUGCUUGCAUAAUCUGUAUGAUGUACCCCGAGCCAGGCAAGUCUUCGAGCGCCUGCGUGAGACA